Plasmopara halstedii is the source of this 897-nucleotide messenger RNA. RefSeq lists its product as uncharacterized. Gene Ontology annotation, biological process: mitochondrial respiratory chain complex I assembly; mitochondrial electron transport, NADH to ubiquinone. Bases 1 to 897 code for a protein of 298 amino acids. Gene Ontology annotation, cellular component: mitochondrion. Lineage: Eukaryota; Oomycota; Peronosporomycetes; Peronosporales; Peronosporaceae. The record is from RefSeq and is a predicted model, not a curated record. The transcript has 7 exons.
AUGACGACGAUCGACGUUAUUGUUGUGACAUUUGAUUGGCAGAAAAACAAUAUUUUGUUAGGCAGCGUUGGAUUAAGCUUGACAAUCACAAAGAUAAAAACUAUGGGACUCUGGCGGAAGGCGUUGACGUCAAUGAACGCAACAAUUCUCAACUCAAAGCAGUCGCUCGGUAUCCAGCUCAAAUUGCAACCCGAGAAAAACAUUUUCUUAUUUGAUGCUAAGGAGUCUGUCGCAGAGUGGACUGCUUCCAGCGAUAAAUCCAUCGGCGGAUUGUCGAAGUGCAAAUGGGGAUUCUAUACAGGUGAAGAGCCAAUGAAAGCUUCAGAUGACAAAGCCUCAAAAAUAUUCAUACAAAACGUUAAAAAACAGGAUCGUAUAGCAUCAGCGGUUUUCACUGGAAACUUGAGUAUGGAUUGCCAACCAACGGAAGCGGGUGUAAUUCGAAGUGGUUACUGCGCAGUACGCGCCUCUACAUCGUCAGAUUUGCUCUUGCACGGAUAUGAAGGCAUAAGUAUGCGAAUUAUGACAGACGGUCGCGAAUACCGCAUGAACAUUCAAAUGGAGAGUUGGAACCCAUUUAAUCUGUUUAUUGGCUUUAUUCGGACGCCACCCAAUGAGUGGGUGGAUAUAGAUCUGCCGUUUCGCAAUUUCUUGCUUACGGCCAAAGGAUUCGUGAAAAUUACCGAUGAGACCAAACUUGAUCCUUCUAAGCUCAAAAGUAUUGGCUUUGCAAUCGCUGAUCAGAGAGAAGGUGAAUUUGAGCUUCGAAUUCAAUGGAUAAAGGCAGUUGCACAAUUGAAGUCGUCAGACAAGGACAAAGAUCAUAACAACGAUGAUGACCGAUUCGAUCACUCUAGUGCCGACUACUUUCGGAAGCCUGCAGAUUUGGUCAUAUAA